CGGACUGUGAUCCCUCGCUCAUAAUCUCACCUGGACCAGAAAGCAGGUGCUCUACUACUCACACACACUCAAAACCCGGAUUUAUCUGCAGAACCUCGGUAAAGUUCAAGGACCAGAGUUCAUGAUAAGGCCAAAUCACGGUUAAUUUGCAAUGCCAAAAAGUGACAUGUGGCCAGGUGGCGUUGCCACGGAGACAGUGGGAGAGAUGGACAGUGCUGAUAGCUGUGACAGUGUGGUCAGCAUCAACUCUUGCUUUAGUGAUGACAGCCUGCAGUAUCUUUCUGCAGAAGAGAAGGCUUGUCUCAUGUUCUUGGAGGAGACCAUUGAGUCUCUAGACACUGAGGAUGACAGUGGUCUGUCCAAUGAUGAAGCUGAAAGUCUUCCUGUCCCUGGAAACGUGGCCAUCAAAACAGCUCACCUUUCUGCUUCCAUGGACCAGAGCAAGCAUAAAGAUGUCCCAAAGCAUUACAUUGAUGAUCCUCGGAUGUUUGGCAGCUCGGAGCACAACCAAAUCCUGAAUUACUUGGUUCCAACUCCUUUCGUUCUGGCAAACAACAAUGCUCAUAUCCCUCCCAAACCAGCUGAUUCCAAAGAGAAACUGCCAUCCAAAGAAGUGACUUCGCACAAAAGUGACAAGGAUGGUCCUCGUGUUCCAUCAGAGGUGAAUGUAGUCGUGAUUCCUCCUCCAGUCAUAGUCAAAAGCAGCAACGAGAGAGAUCGAGGACUGCAGAAUGACCAGUCCCCUCGGGGGCCUCUGACCUAUGAGGGUCUAGUGCAGCUGCGUAAAAAGGUAGCCUUGAGAAAAAACCCUGAAGACGAGAAACAGCCUCAUACACAUUCUAACGAUGGAAGGAAAGUCUUCUCUCAGAACAUCCAACCGAUAGAAAACCAGGGCAGUAAGAACAGUCCUCCAGCCGUGGCCCCCAAACCCAAAAAGAUACCCUCUCACAUAACUGUUCUGAAUCACAAGGGAACCACUGCUCCUAAUGCAGACUCAACUAUACAUUGUUUAUCUACAUCUCCUGGAAGUAAAGGUCUGAUGAAACCAGAGCAAGUGAGGCUGGAGGCUUUAUCUAAACUGGGUCUGCUGAAGGAAUCCGAUUCGAAACCUUCUACCAAAGGCCACCCCAGUGAAAGUCUACAGCCUUCCUCUGGCUCAGUUCCAGACUUGUCCCAGAGUAGGCCACUUCCUCCUUGUGCGUCUGUAAGGAACCAGGAAUCGAGGAACCAACCAAGCCAAGGCAGCAGUGUUCUCCACCAUCGUUCCAUGACUGACCUAGCUACAGUUCCUCCUCAACUGCACCACGUCAAGCCUGCGGGGGGUAAAUCUGCCACCCUGGAGAGGUCUGGAACGGGUUGGGGAAGCAGCAUGUCCAACUCUGAGAUUUCAGACUGUCAAAGUUCUGCAGCUUCUCAGAACCACCUACAACGUUCCUCCACAGUGGUCAGCAGUAGCAACCUUGGAAACAUCCAGAGAGGCAGAAACACUGUGUCUACUGGCAAACCCCAAGCAGCAUCAGGACAAUCAUCCACUGUCCCUCACAAACCUUUACAUGCUCCAGGCCUAAAUGUGCUGGUGGUUCCCAACAUGGGAGAGGAUCGGAGAGAGGCUCUAAGAAAGCUGGGACUGCUGAAGAACUGAAUAUAUGUAACUCAUAGCAGCGCUGAAUAGAAGCACUUGCGUUUUGACCGUUGCCCUGUUUCUUUUUCACAAUACAGAUGUUGUCCAAGAAUUGAUUAUCACCCUGAUGCCUUUGAUUGAGAUACCUUUGAUUUAAUAUCGAACAUCUUUGCAUUGAGAGAUUUUCUUUUUAUUUUUUACUCUCUUUGUAAAUUCAUUUUGAUAAUCUCUUCACAGCUAGAUCAUUUAUAUGUAGUUGUAUGAAUAUGACGAAGUCCUUGUUUUGUGGUUCUCUCACAUCCUGAAAGAAAGAGGCUACCAGUAUUUUACCUCUGCUGGACAACAUCUUUCACUAAUCCUUCUUUAGCCUGAUGCUCAGAUUUGAUUUCUUCGUUAUGCACAGUGUUUCACAGAAACAGCAGAUCUAUUCACAUGGUUUCAGAAAUUCUCAUCACAUCACCUGCACAUGAAUAGCCCCGCAGUCUGCCCGGCCUGAAUGUUGAAAGUUGGCGCCCCUAACGAACCCUGGAUGUCUUUUGGUGCGCUCUACUCUCCGGUAGAUCACCUAUCAGUCAGACUUCUCAUCUUACCCACUAAGUGAAUGAAGGCACAGUCAGCGUUCGGUGGAUUAGCAGAUUAUCUCAGGUUGUGACCAACACCUGACCACACUCGCACAAAAGGCCACUGUUCACAUUACCCAGCUGCUCAGAUUCAUCAGCCAAUAAUCUCAGUAUGGGUUUUAUGGAGACCCAGCUUGCUUUUUUUUCUAAAAUGGAUAGUUCCACUUCUAAAAUCUGUUUAGCCGAGUCAUGUUCAAAGCCAGUGUAAAAUGCUGAAGGGGGCUGGCAAUAAUCUAGACUGGGUGUGACUAGUUUAACUGAUGCCAGUUAUCAGCUAAACCUGGUUAUUUGGUUGAGUGAGUAACUAAGGAGCUAAUUACUUUUUCACACAGGGUCAGUUGGUGUUGGAUUUUGUCAAUAAAUGAAAUUAUUGCUUUAAAAUGA
This is a messenger RNA of Colossoma macropomum (tambaqui), 2625 nucleotides long. RefSeq lists its product as uncharacterized. The record is from RefSeq and is a predicted model, not a curated record. Lineage: Eukaryota; Metazoa; Chordata; Actinopteri; Characiformes; Serrasalmidae. The transcript has 4 exons. Bases 152 to 1642 code for a protein of 496 amino acids.